Messenger RNA from Sphaerulina musiva SO2202, 900 nucleotides. RefSeq lists its product as uncharacterized. NCBI's taxonomy places the organism in Eukaryota, Fungi, Ascomycota, Dothideomycetes, Mycosphaerellales, Mycosphaerellaceae. Bases 1 to 900 code for a protein of 299 amino acids. The transcript has a single exon. The record is from RefSeq and is a predicted model, not a curated record.
AUGACGCCUACCAACAGGCUCAAACGACCCAUCAGAUUAGUCCUCGACUACGAUGGCACGCUCACUGUCAAAGACACAAUGGCGAUAUAUGGCACGCUACCAAAGAACAACCACUCCCCCAAAUUGACCUGGGAGGAUAUCGUCAAUGCAUACAUGAAAGACUACGAGUCAUACCAAAAGCAACACUUUCCCUGGCACAACUACGAUAGAACAGAGUACAGCUCCUGGCUAGCAUCUCGAAAGCAGAUCGAACAUCAAAGCGCCAAGCGCGUGCAGGAUGCUGGGUUCUUUCAAGGCGUCAGGCGAAAAGAUGUCGAGGACGCAGUAGAUCGAGCCUUUGAGACUGGCGAGCUGGAGCCCCGAGCAGGCUGGACAGACCUUCUCGAAGCAUGUUAUCAUCAGUCUGGCAGUACCGUAGAAAUCCUCAGCGUAAACUGGAGCGAGACAGCGAUCCGUCGCUCACUCCAAGUCGGCGCUUCCCGUCGCCUGGAAUCAAAUGUUUUGAACGCAAUGCCUAUUCAUGCCAACGAGAUAGAGGGCCUCGAUAGCCUGGAGGGCAGUUCGGGGCAAGUCAUUAGAUCCGAUGGCACAGACAUUCGUACGAGUGACGAUAAGCUUCGACGUAUGAAGGCCUGUGGUAACAACGGUGGUCAAUUCACUGUCUAUAUUGGUGAUUCGUCAACAGACUUUGACUGUCUUUGCGAAGCAGAUAUUGGAAUUUGGUUAUUUGACGUGCCCGAGGAGGCAUACGAAGGGGCGAGCAAGAAAGUGUUCUCGCCACUAGAGUACGUGCCGCCUCGGCUGAGUACACUGAAAGAUGUGGCAGGUGAGAAGGCCAUGUUUUACUGGGCGCCAGAUUUCAAAACUGUACUGGAGGUUCUGUCGACUAGUGGGUCAUGA